AUGGUCGGUGGUAUCAGUGUUCGCGAUGUCGAUGCUCAGAAGUUCAUCGAGGCCUACUCGAGCUUCUUGAAGCGUCAGGGCAAGCUGCCCAUCCCCGGUUGGGUCGACACCGUCAAGACCGGUCCCUCCCGUGAGCUGCCCCCCCAGAACCCCGACUGGUUCUACGUCCGUGCCGCCUCUGUCGCCCGCCACGUCUACCUCCGCAAGACCGUUGGUGUUGGCCGCCUCCGAAGAGUCCACGGUACCGCCAAGAACCGUGGUGUCCGCCCCUCCAAGCACGUCGAUGCUUCCGGUGGCGUUGACCGCAAGAUCUUCCAGGCUCUGGAGAAGAUCGGUGUCUUGGAGCAGGACGAGGAGAAGGGUGGCCGCAGAAUCACCCAGUCCGGCCAGCGUGACUUGGACCGUAUCGCCCAGACCGUCGCUGAGGCCGACGAGGAGGAGGAGGAUGACGAGUAA
This is a messenger RNA of Neoarthrinium moseri, 456 nucleotides long. RefSeq lists its product as uncharacterized. Gene Ontology annotation, molecular function: structural constituent of ribosome; RNA binding. The coding region runs from base 1 to 456 and encodes 151 amino acids. The transcript has 4 exons. The record is from RefSeq and is a predicted model, not a curated record. Gene Ontology annotation, biological process: translation; ribosomal small subunit assembly. NCBI's taxonomy places the organism in Eukaryota, Fungi, Ascomycota, Sordariomycetes, Amphisphaeriales, Apiosporaceae. Gene Ontology annotation, cellular component: cytosolic small ribosomal subunit; ribosome.